Messenger RNA from Dermacentor andersoni, 18870 nucleotides. It is a transcript of the gene GABA-B-R1, whose product is annotated as gamma-aminobutyric acid type B receptor subunit 1. Gene Ontology annotation, biological process: G protein-coupled receptor signaling pathway; gamma-aminobutyric acid signaling pathway. The record is from RefSeq and is a predicted model, not a curated record. Gene Ontology annotation, cellular component: G protein-coupled receptor heterodimeric complex; membrane. Lineage: Eukaryota; Metazoa; Arthropoda; Arachnida; Ixodida; Ixodidae. Gene Ontology annotation, molecular function: G protein-coupled GABA receptor activity.
AGUGAAAGCAGGAGCUCUGUAUCGUUGUAUAAGUCACUUUUUUUUUUUAAGGGUGAUAAAACAGAACCCAUCUUGCGCAUCAGGAAACGACGGUUGCCCAGCAACGGUUUCUCCCUUCCCCGCUUGCUUCUCUCUAUGCAAUUCUCCUCACUCUCUUCCAAGGGCUCUCGCCGCGCUCGGACGGCUAGCUGGUGCUCGGCUCGCGCUCGCGCGUUAUGCGGUGGGGGUGGGGGCAGUGGCGGGGGUGCGUGGUGGCGUCAGCCGACAAGUGCUUGUUUUGCUUGUUGUGCCUAUACGCCGGCAGUGGCAGCAAGUUGUUUUCGUCGUCGCUAAUUGCGUCUAGCCAAUGCCGUGGUCUCGAUCGUGUGGAUGCAGUGCGAGGCGACCCCGGUCAGCGGCAGGGACGCUCACGAGCGCGGCCUCGGUGAUCCACUCACCCAGUUUGCGGCAGCGGCAUUGAACAGCACGGAGCGGUAGCCCUGCGCGGCGAUCGAUACACCAAGAGAGGCAACCGUAGGAAUGAACGCGAUGGAUGGAACUUCUGUCCUUUUCCUGGCCGCGCUGAUGUGUUUGGCCGCGCUGUUGCAAUACGCGAGCCCUUUGCAACCGAACGAAAAAGUCGAGACAGGAGUGCAAAAGCUGAAGAGUCUGUACAUAGCUGCAGUGUUCCCCAUGAAAGGCCAUGGUGGCUGGCUCGGUGGUCAAGGAUGUCUUCCAGCGGCGCUUAUGGCACUGGAAGACGUCAACAAGCGAUCGGAUCUCUUGAUUGGCUACAAGCUCGAAAUUGACUGGAGGGACAGCCAGUGCAAUCCUGGCCUAGCUGCUACAGUCAUGUAUGACCUGCUCUACAAUGAGCCGCAGAAAUUGAUGCUGCUUGGAGGUUGCAGCAUUGUCUGCUCUACGGUAGCAGAAGCUGCUAAAAUGUGGAACUUGGUAGUUAUAUCGUAUGGGUCUAGCUCACCUGCACUCUCCAAUAGAAAACGUUUUCCAACAUUCUUCAGGACACAUCCAUCAGCUACUAUUCACAAUCCUACGCGCAUCAAGUUGUUUCAGAAGUUCUCAUGGUCAAGAAUUGCUAUUAUUCAAGAAGCUGAAGAAGUUUUUAUAUCUACAGGUGAAGACUUAGAAGCACGUUGUAAAGAAGCACACAUUGAAAUUGUUACCAGGCAAAGCUUUCUAACUGAUCCCACCGAUGCAGUCAAGAAUCUUGUGAGGCAAGAUGCACGGAUCAUUGUUGGCAUGUUUUAUGUUGCUGCAGCCAGACGAGUAUUUUGUGAGGCAUAUAAACAGAAUGUGUUUGGCAAGCAGUAUGUGUGGCUUCUAAUUGGAUGGUACGAGGAUGGUUGGUACACAGUCCAAGACAAAGGCCACAACUGCACUACAGAGCAGAUGAAAGAGGCCCUUGAGGGGCACUUCACCACUGAAGCUCUCAUGCUCAAUCAAGGAAACCAGGAGACCAUCUCAGGAAUGAGCUCGCAGCAGUUCCUGGAGCGGUAUGAGCGAGCGCUAGCGGAGCAGAAUGGAGGACUGCAGGGAUACAAGCCUGAAGGGCAUCAGGAGGCCCCGCUAGCAUAUGAUGCCAUCUGGGCCAUUGCAUUGGCACUCAACAAGACCAUCAACACCUUGCGUGAAUACUCCAUGAGCAUUGAAGACUUUACUUACACCAACCACAAGAUUGCAGAUGAAAUUUGGUCUGCCAUGAAUGCCACCCAGUUUCUUGGUGUCUCGGGAUUUGUUGCCUUCUCUGCAAAAGGUGAUCGCAUGGCAUGGACACUCAUUGAACAAAUGAUUGAUGGAAACUAUGUCAAGAUUGGUUAUUUUGACACCCAGACUGACAAUUUGACCAUACUAAACCAAGAAAAGUGGGCAGAUGGGAAGCCACCACAGGAUCGUACAAUCAUAGUUCGGGUACACCGCAAAGUGUCACUAAGCCUCUUUGCUGGGAUGUGUGCAGUGGCGUUCAUCGGUGUUGUCUGGGCUGUUGGCCUGCUCAUAUUCAAUUGGAUAUUCAGGCACUCCAGGUAUAUACAGCUUUCCCAUCCCAUGUGCAAUAACAUCAUGCUCAUCGGCAUCAUCCUGUGCCUGGUGUGUGUCUGCCUGCUUGGCCUGGACGGGCAAUUUGUCAGCGAGUUCAGAUAUGCACAUAUCUGCCAGGCUCGUUCGUGGUUCCUGGCCAUUGGGUUCACACUAUCGUUUGGUGCUAUGUUCUCAAAGAUAUGGAGGGUGCACCGCCUUACGACAAAGUCCAAGUCCGAAAGCAAGGGCCUGUCAUUCCAGCAUGUGGAGAGCUGGAAGCUGUAUGGGAUGGUGGGCGGCCUCGUGUUGGUGGAUGCAGUGAUCCUGUCUGCCUGGCAGCUGGUGGACCCCAUGCAGCGCCACCUCGAAGUCUUUCCUCUUGAACCACCUGCCCUCUCUGAUGAGGAUGUUCGUAUUGAGCCUGCCCUCGAGCACUGCGAGUCACGCAAUCAUGCCAUAUGGCUCGGCGUGAUGUACAGCUAUAAGGGCUUGUUGCUCAUAUUUGGCAUCUUCCUUGCAUAUGAGACGCGGAGUGUCAAGAUCAAGCAGCUGAACGACUCGCGCCUCGUUGGCAUGAGCAUAUACAACGUUGUGGUGCUGUGUCUGAUCACGGCGCCAGUCACGUUGGUGAUUGGCAGCCAGCAGGAUGCCACCUUUGCGUUUGUCGCCCUGGCCAUCAUCUUCUGCAGUUUUCUCUCCAUGGCACUCAUUUUUGUACCCAAGAUUAUAGAGCUGGUGCGGCGGCCCCGCGAGCGUGCGGACGUGCGGAGCCUUAUGGACACCAUCACGAGCAAGGAGGAGGAAGAGAGGCACCAGCGGCUGCUUGCAGAGAACGAGGACCUCAAGAAGCAGAUCGCUGAGAAGGAGGAGCAAAUUCAAGUGCUGAACCAAAAGCUGCAGGAGCGACAGCGGCUGGCCCACCAGACUGCUCUGCCUGCUAGCGGCGAGAGGGUGCGCAUUGCACUGCCUCCCACCUAUGCAGAUGGCCUGCUGGCCCCCAAGGAGCCUGUGGCCAUUGACCCCGUCUCCGAUUCUGGCUUUGUCACGGGCACCUCCCUGGUUGGCCGUGGCUCACGCCUCUCCCGUUCCGACUUUGAAUUCUCCGAGUCAUACCUUUAAUCUGUGACAUACCAUCAGGUUGCACAAUGCCUGGCAUGGCCAUUAGAGUUUGCCAUUCAGUAUGAGGCCCAGAAUGGCUAAUGUACAAACUUUCAUAAUGGAUUUCUUUGCAUGGGAGAUACUUUGAAGGGGAUGAGCAGCAGAUGUGGUUUAGACUUUGGUUAUGUAAUUAUCAACCCUCAAGUUCCCUCUGUCUGAUGCCACAGUUAAGGAAGAAGGGGUUGAUUUCAGGGCAGUCUUUCCCCCUUCCAUGAGGUUAGUGCUGGUGUGCUUUGGUGACUUAUUUCUGCUUGGCCCAUUCUCGUGGCAUCCUAUUAAGUAAGGAGACUUAAAGAAUGGAUCUUGCAGACUACAGUGCUUGAGGCACUUGCCUUGCAAUAUAAGAGGUGGCAAAAAUAGUGGAACAGGAGACAACAGCAGGGUGCUAAAGUAUUGAGUUCAUUUUAUCGAAAGAAAAAGAAUAACUUGCGUAAAGGAUAUGUAUAUGUGCCUAUCCUAUGGACUGACCUGACUGCACUGCACACAUUUCCUUUUGCUUCAUACUGAGUUGUGCCUUUUCUGCCAAGGUUUGAAAUACUCAUUGCCACCAGUGGUUUUGGUUGUCACUGGUGACAUGCAUUUUUUUUUUAAAUUUACGCUCACAAAAUGUAUUAUUCUAAUAUUUCAGUGCACAUUGAACACUGCAAUUCCUUUGUACUCUCCUUCACAUCAGCAAUCUUUAGAAUUAUGUUAGAAUCGGGUAAAUAUCGCAAUCAGACAUUGUGAGCUACUUUUAUUGCUUGAAAAUCUUAGGGCAGGCCAAAAAUAUGCGGGAGGUGAUGACUGUUCAACAGGAGCUGACGUCUGUUCAACGUCAUCUCUCGCCGAGACAGAUGCGGCCACUAAAGGAGUGGCUAUUGGGGUCACCAUGGGGGUCAGGCACGUGCGUGCUGACUGGUCAAGUUCGAAUUAUCUCGUGAAGGCCAAUUUUAGAAUCGAAAUAAGGAAAGCUUGGUCCCACAGAAAUGCAUGGGCGCCAGCCGGAACCUUCAGUCACGAUCAAUUUAACCAAAAAAUGUAAUUAACCAGAGUCAUAAUAACGGAACUCAACAAUAAGCUUUUCCAUACAGGCAGUAAUGGUUCUUCAAUACUUACUGUAAAAAACUAAUAAUACUGAGCAAAUUUUGUGUCUGGCUUGAUACCACCAAGAUUAAACUUUUUUUUUUCACCUCACCACAAAAGCAAGGAUGAGCAGUGGAACAGGAGGAAUGUUUAGCAGGUUUGCUUUUCAAGUAACUAAUACCCCUGACACACGGGCAAAACUAAAGUCCUUUCCAGUAAACCCCUUUCGCUACUCUGAAGGACCCUUUGCAGAAAGGAGUUGCGCCGGUGACACACGGCACCGCACUGAACUUCUUUAGGUAGUUCCUCAGAUGAACGCCGCAAGAAAAAUAGCGCUGGCUGUUAAAGCCGCAAGAGAGAAAACAUUCUUAAAAAGCUGCGUAUUUAAUUACACUUAGCUACUGUAAAACCUAAAAAUAUAUUUUUUUCAUUGUUGAUGGCUAAUAAUGCUUAUAGCCGUUUAUUUUAUUCGCGUUUUUGCGUUGUUAGCAGCCGUUUAACUUGGUCCAGCAACUAUGUGCAGCCGGUGUUUUGCUGUGCGUGCUGUUUAUUCUGGUGAUGCCCACGUUUCUGUCGUCCUUUUUCACGUCUUUGUCGUCCCUUCCUUUGUGCGCGCAGGCGUAACGCGUUUUAUUCAAUAUGUUAUUCCAACAACGGUGGUUUCUUCUGGGUAUUUCCUGCGGGCGCUGAUUGUGCAGUCUCCAUCUCGCGACGUGAACACACCACAUGCGCGCAGCAAACAACGACAACACUGCCGGAAUACAACAUGGCGGCACUAGCGACGUUAUGCGAGCGUUUGAGAGUAUAGCUAGAGGAAAUCUUCACUAUUCGACAAAUUGUAUUACCGCUAACAAUUAAAACAUUUUCGCAAGGUAAAAAAAAUACCUAUAGGCACCGUAGUUGUGUGGCAGGUUUCCUUCUAUUGGCGAGUUGUGCACGCUGUGUGCGAGAGUAACUCCUUUUCCGCUCGAAAAGUAGUUGCGCGAUCUCCUUUCCCAAAAAGGAACUUUGCCGUAAAGGAGAUACUCCUUUGUCGUGUGUCACUGCACCUGAACGCCUUUCCAGUAGAUGUCCCCUUACCUGAAGGACUUGAGAGUGCCCGUGUGUCAGGGGUAUAAGUCAAAUGUACAGAAGGCAGUCAGAACAAGAAGGUAGAAUGUACAGUUAAACAUCAUCACCCAGCAAAAACAGUUCCUGUGGAGCUCUGUAGCAUUCUUUUGUGUCAUGUUUCAUUCUUUUUUGUUCUUUUUUUUAGAUCAUUCUUACUCUAUUUACUAACUCUCUACUAGUCAGUGCAUAAUUGUAGUUUAGUCUCGCCUACUGCAAAGCAUGCAGCACAAUCCAAUUGUAUCAGAACAUGCUCACAUUUCAACAGCAAGAAGCAGAACUUACAAAAGCUACUCUAGAUCUUUCAAGCAAGGCUCAAAAGCUACAGACCUUGCCAAAGAAAGGCUCUUCUCAAUAGUCUUACACAACACAUAUGUGUUUGUGCUGGUGCUUGGUGGCUGCCAUUCAAGACAGCUGCUUCCACCCAUUCCUUCCAAGCUCCUUAUUGGUGCUCUCACCACAUGGUGGUGUUAGCACACCAUCCUACUGGAAUUUCAGAGGUUACCCAAAAGUUCGAGUCCCCUCUUUUCAAACAACUCGGAAACUGGCCAUUUACUUGCUUGAGGCAGAAAACAAGAUAGAAAUAUGAUAACCUGAGCACUGGCCACCAAGUGAAUCCCAUAACAACAAGCACUCACUUGUACUCAUUCUUUAUUCUUUCCACACCACCUGCACCAUCUCAUCUGCACAUGGUGUUGAAAUACUGAACAUUAUGAUAUAAUGAAUAGAGAAGACAUUUGUCUGUUAGUCUGUAAUUAAGUGCUUUUCGCAUCAUUACGUUCCACGCUUGAACAUUUUAUACAAUUGGCACCGCAAAUUGGCAUUGCAUACUGGCGUUGGAUAGUCAGUCCUCUGUCCAUUUAUCUCCACUGCGCCUGCUAUGCAUGAGUAUUCUUUCUGUCUUGUGCUGAAACGCACUUCCUCCAUCAGGUAAUGAACAGUGACCACUCAUCAACGCUAGAUGUUGAUAACAUGCUAGGAAAGGUACAUGUAUCUCAACAUCUGCAGCCGUAUAGCUUGCACAAGUACUAUCUGCCUCCCAGUGCCAUGGGGACUGGUAACAGAAUAACAAAUUAGGUUUCUGCUGUUUACAUUUAUCACAUGUCUCCCCUUUUCAUACACCAUUCAUAACAGGAACUGCCGUGUCAUAUAAUUUGAGUUCAUAGGUUCAAUUGUUAGAAUGUGGCUGUUCCUCAGUGAUGGCUCACUUGUCAACCUGACUUUUUUUUUUCUUCUUUCUUUUGCAGGGAAUUUUUUAAAAAGAAAAAAAAAGUUUUUUGUAAGGUUUGAGCAAAGCCAACUAGGCAUUAUUCAUGGUGGGCCCACCUGUCCACCAGGCACCUCAUUGUACCAUAGAGGCAUUUGAAUUCAAAAUCACAUUUAUUAACAAAUGUGUUGAAUGCCUGCUGUUGCAAGAUGAAGUCUAUCUUGUGACUUACUAUUUGUUCGCUUUGGUUAUGUAAACUUGAAGACCGGUGUCCUAGCUAGCUGCAUUGUCUUCCCUUGGUGCAGGGACAGUGCCCACAGCUGGGUUGCUUCAGAUUGCACCUGUAUCUCUUAGUGCUGUGUUCUCUUCCAAAAGAGCCGUAUAAGUUGUAACAGGCACCCUUAUGUGUUCAAAGUAAAAGCAGUGUGAACCCACACUACUGCAGCAUAGGCUUCUGACAUGUACAUGAUACAUGGUUAUGUGUACAGGCGCAGCCACUGCUAGUGGGAACACACGAGCCCUUGGCAGCACUCUGCAGAGUGCCACGCCACCACCGGCGCCUCGUGAAAUCUUGCAGCACAGACGCAAUUAAAGCGAUAGACGGAGCACCCGGCAUAUUGUCUGCUAUGGUUCCUCUACUUCUCUACCUUUGCUGUGCGUGCAUUGGUAUCUAUAUAUAUGUUGUGCACACUAGCAGCUCUGAGUAUUCAUGAAAGUGCUUCCAGAGCCAAAUGUACGCAUGCUGAUGCAGGUGCUACAGAGUUUGGAAUGUGAAUAACAAUUCCAUGCAGUUUUCAUUUGCAAAGGGUCACUUUAAAACUCUGUGCUUUGAAUUUAUUCAAAAAUAAAUAGAAAUGAUCACUUUCCAAGAACUCUGGCUGGCACCAUGGCAAAUCCACUUGGGCGACCAUCAGAGCAGCCAUCCAGCUAUACGAACAGCUGCAGGGUAAACAGCUGGGCGGUAUUCUUGGAUGAUCACUUUUGUGGAUAUUUUACUUUAGCACGAUUUUGAGCGACUUGGCGCCAGAAGUGUCCGCGUAUAGGCCGACACCGUUUCUAGUGCUUCACACAGUCGCACAGUACCAAGAGCGCUGUCGGCUGUAUACUUCGACGUGUGCAGUGCUGAGUCUCGCAGAAUCUCCAAAAUCCGUGAGAGUAAUUGCCUGAGAAUACCGCUCCUGUAGACCAAUGCAUCCAGCUUGUGUUGCUUGAGCCCAUGAUGCAAUUAGCACUAAGUUGCAUUUUUCUCAAUGACAAUCGUGCAGUAAUACAGUGUGGCAGGAAACAGUGAAGUAUUCCAGAAGUGACACACCCAGUUUGUGUAUUCCAGGUGAACAACAGCAACUAGCGCUUCAUACUUGGUCGCAUCACCCUUGGCAAUAGCCGCAGCAGCCAUUCUUGAGGCAGAGAGCUGUAGAGAGCAUCCACUGCUGACGCGCCUUGCUUAAGAUGCUCCUAUUCAGCUUGGGCAUCCUGCCAAAAGUUGUCUGCUGACAGUCCGUGUGAGCAUUGGCGCAAAAGAACAGCUUUGACCAUGGUACAAAUAUUUUUGAUAAUAUUAAAGUCUUGCUAUUGGGGCGACCAGUUUCUUGGAAGUGUGCACUGGUGACCAAUCAUGUUGAAAAACGAAGGCAGUCUUGGCCAACUGCAGAUGCUUGAGGUGGGGAAUGGCCACAUCCUUCAAUAUUUCGCAGUACUUGUCAGGUCUAAACUUUCUCUCAGUCCAUGCAAGGGGUCCCAGGCACAUUCCCCAGAGACUUAGACCAUUCCUCCACUGGAUGCUACCCUUUGUAGGAACUCUGGAUUGUAUCUAGGAGAAACGUGACCAAACAGAAAAAGAAUGUGAGGAUUUCAAGGUUGUGAAUUGGAAAUCUGGUAUAAGGUGCAGGUAUAAGCUACGUUACUGUGUCACAUUACAACUAACUCUGCUCACACCCAGGUUUGGUUGUUCAGACUGGACGAUCCACUUCCCGGCUUUGUGUUUUAUAUGGUGAGAAUGGUGACGUAGAACACUUCAUCUGGUUAUGUCCGCAGUUUGACAUGGAAAGAAACCAGUUGCUUCACAGCCUACAAUGGAGAGGUCGUACACAUGCAGGCUAUGAAGAUGUAGUGUUCCGUGAAAAAGGCCCGCAGGAAUCAGUAAGAGCCUGCGACUGUAAAGUACCUGUCAUCACGACACGGAGUUUGUCAACACCUGUUAAUACGUCUUCACUAACAACAUGCGAGAUGCCCAGAUGGAACAAUUAUCGGCCAAGCAUGCCAUGCUGAACCCCAUCUGCUACAACACCACCACCAAGCUGAGGUGUUUCUGAAUAUGUGAAUUUCUGCCCGCUUGAUUAAAUUGCACUGCAUAUGAAGGCUAACAAUUUCAUUCUAUUCCAGAUUACACAUUUUGAAUAAGGAAGCGUGCCGAUGCAAAGAGACAAAGAGAUAUAGGCAUGCGGUUCAAUUGGAAGCCUCUUAGAACAUACGGCACAUGCAAGUAACAACCUAGCUCGAGAUACGCUUAAAAUGUUUCACUGGAAACUUGUUCUAAACAGCCUUGUUGUUCCCAUAUAGCUUACCAAGUUUUGUGAGGUCGCCAAAUCCGGGCUUUUUCGUCCCACAUUUGUCGUAAACUGCACUCAUCCAUAAACUCGAAAAGUUUCUGUUCUUUAGUUGUUCAUGCUGAAUGCUGUUAGGUGAACUGCAACAGCUUUACUUUGUUUGAGGUGCAAGAAAGGGGCUUCCGGGCUGUGAUUCCGCUCUUGAGACUCACCUCAAACAGGCGAUGCUUGACUGUUGUUUAGGCGGCCAGACCAAGGGUUUCUUUCACUUCCUGUGCAGAAGCACCUGGCUUCGCUGCCGCAGUCGCUGCAUAGUCGCCACGAUGCAAAGAUCUUCUUUGUCGGUUGCCACCCGAGGCCGUGGAGCACGGGAGCAUCCUUGAUUCGCCGCUCAGAUUUGAAUGCUUUAACAAUCCUAUUAGUGGUUUUCAGGGGUCUUCCUGUGGCUUCUGAAAUUGCUCGCUGUAAGCAUCCUCUGAAAGACACCUCCACAAUUCCCCAGCGUUCAUCCUCUGGCAUUGCGUAGCAACAUGCUACAAAGAAAUGAACUGGCAUAAAAACAUGGCAGUUCUUUAUAAAGAGUCAUGGAGAACAGGACCAUAUCAAAAGUUGGCAUCAUUCUAAUUGCGCUAGUCUGUCUUUCAGUAUUUUCCAUAAACCUACUGACGUUGUGAAGGGGUAGUGUGUUCUAGCUCUUCUUUAUUCUCGACACUGAAGAUGUAGCUGCGCUUCUUAUCGCCCUUGCAUCAAGAAGAAUGCAGCCACGUUCACAAUCUAGCUUUUAGGCUGGAUUUACAUGAUGGGACGGAUUGCCGAUUUAUUCCAAGGAUGACCAUGACAUAGUUCAGCUGCAACAACUGACGCAGGUAGCACCUCGUCUCUGGUGUUUUUGAGUGUGGCAUUAUUCGGCAGCACUGAGCUACGUCAUGCUCAUCUGUUCGCUGCACCGACAAUCCAUCCUGUAUGAAUCCCACUUUAGUCACAAAACUUCAUUGCCGUUGACAACAUGGCAAUGCAAACAUUGAAGCAGUGCGAGCGGGAGUGGUGGAGGGAGGAGCUGUAGCAGAGAAUGCACCAGGCCCUCUGCCCAUUGCCUUGAUUGUACCUGCACAGCAACAGUUCAUGAGGUGCCAAUGGUGGCGCUCUGCAUAGCACUGCCACGGGCUCCCUUGUUCCCUCUGGCUGUAGCCGCACCUGUACAUGGUCAUGUACCAUCUUCAAAAGUGCAAACAUUAAAUAAUGAGCACCAAAGCAGCUGACACCAUAGUAUUUAGUGAGUUGCCCACCCAUUUAAGGUGUUUUUAAGAAGGCCUGUGACACGAAAUUGGUUCUUACAUUCAAAGUGUGUUACAAAACAAAAAUUUGAAUCCAUGGGAAAAUCCUGGAUGGUUUAUAAAAGCAGCACCAUUGUGGAACAUAUGGAGGGUUCUUUUUUUAUCCUUUUACCAGUAAUACGUUAUGCCAGGAUAGUUUCUGAAAUAGCUAGUUGUGUUCUCAAUACACUGCGUGUAAAACAACUGCCUUAGUUUCCACACAAAUAAUUUCUCUAGCUUGAGGCACAAUUUAAACAGUUAUGGACACAAUAAAAAUGAUUUUAAAAUAUUGUUUAAUUCUUGUCUGCUCUGCUGUUGUGUUUUUUGUGAUACUAAGGCUGCAAAUAUGCCUUAAAGGUUAUUUUUAAACAUAUAGGACUAACUGUAGCCUAAAGCUGAUACCUACUAUCUGAAGUGAUAAAUAGUGUGACACACAAAUCACAUGUAAAGACAAAGGACAAGUGUUUGCUAUGUGUAAGGUGUGUUGCACUAUUCAUAAUUUCAGAUAUGUCACAACUAGGCUCAUGGCAAAUCUUUUUAAAUAUUUUAUUUGCCUUACUUAGCAGCACGUGCAUAGCAGGAACAAGUGAGCUGAAAAACAUGUCUUGCACAAGGAAGGUGCAUCACUGUGCAAUCCAUUUAUAACAGUCUAAUCACAAAAUUAAAAAAUGCAGUCACUACCAGUCGCAACACAUCCUGACUGACGUCAACAAUAAACAACAUCCAGUCAUAGAAACACUUCUGAUAUUGUAGCUUUUCUCUGUAUUUUGUCUAAUCUAGGAAGUAGCUCCUGGUGAUCUUUGUGUUUGUGAUAUGCCUUGCCACACUUGUCAUACUUGAGAUCUUCCUUAGCUCCGAGUGCCAACCAGGAUUUUAACUUUUUGUAAGAGAAAAAUAGGGCACAAGACCCAAAUGGUGGUGUUCUUAAAUGACAAUGUGAAAAUUUAAAUGUGCUAUUGCUGCUUUAUUUCAUGCAAAGCAGUUAUUGUCAGAGUACUAAAACUUCCAUUGAGAAAUAACUAUGCACUGUCGAUAUAGCAGCACUUUUGUCCACAUUAGUUGGCAUGCACAGUGUUUCAAAAGAAAACUGCAUCUUUUAAAAUAGCUCAGUCCUAAAAAGUUGCAUUGCAAAAAAUUGUGAUUGAGAAACAAAACAGUAACACUCUUGGCAUUUAAACAUCCGUUGAAUGGAAUUGUGUGUUAGGCAUUGGCAAGCUAAAAAAAAAAAGUUAUUUUUGUGCCUGGUUUCUACUGCAGCAGGAGAGUGACAGCAGUACUUUGAACUUAUGGCAUUGUACUAAAUUGCGGGACAUACUUAGGGCACCCUCCAGAACAGCUCCAAUCCAUGCCCACAUCUUUUGCUAAGCGAAAUUUUAUUAUUUGGCCAAUUUUGCCAGAAAGUAGCCCAGUAAUCUUAUUAUCACGUGCAGUUUAUUUGUAGAAGAUGAAUACAGAAUGUUAUAGUAAGGCUAAGGUAACUUAUCGUUAUAAGUGACUUGUGGUAUCGUUAUAAGUGGAUUGCACUGUUUACUUGUAUGGCAUAUAGUUACAGGCUGUGCAAACUUGUUACAGCAAGCAUGUGUUUACUUUGACACAUGAAGUAAAGAGGAAGCAAUUCAAUUAAUCAGAUCUUUAAUGUUCAUACUGCUUUUAGAAUGUUGGCAUGUCCUAAGCAGAACAAUAUGUCCCCUAGCAUUUGUGUUGUUUUGUUUUUGUUUCCUUCUUUUUUUAACAUUUGUUCUGUUCUUUAAUGUGUUUCCUAGCAUUGAAACUAUUCGUGGCAGAGCACAUUGCCUUAUUUACUUAACCAUUAUUUUUUAAUUUUGGUUGUGGUAUUAUAGCAUAUGUUAUUUAUUGUGAUUGUGUGGGGGCACAAUUUUCAUAUUUAUGUUUACUGUUUGCUGAUGGUUUACAUGCUGCUUUCUGAUUUCUCAAGUUUAUACACAAGUGCAGCAUUGACUUUAUUUUUUUCCCCAAGAGCUGUUUAAGAUCAAAAACUUCAAUAAAAGAGUGCUAUUGCAUCCACUACAUACAAAACACUAGGUGUUUCUGAGAACUGUGAUUUAGUUUACUCUUGCAAUGUGUGGAAUAAGUACAUAGAAGAACCAAAGUGCAUCAGCAUAAAAUUUCAGUUAUCCUGGUAAGUCACUUUCCAAUAGUAUGCACUUCUAAGUGUUUUUGUGCUCAAAAACAGUCACAAUCCUGCAUUCUUGAAAGUUUAGGAAUCAUAGUUUUGUAAUCUCAUUGAACUGGCAUUUACAUGUCUGUUGCAUCAAAUCAUUACGCACCUCGAGGCUGGCUGCACAGUUUGAACAAAUGUUAUUUGGAUUCUGCGUUCCGUCAUUUUCCAUCAAGUUCAUUGGGCAGCAUGCCAGCUAACAUUUGUUCAGCAGGCUGUGCAUAAUACGAGCGUUUCAACUGCAGCCUUAGCAAAGGGAUUAAUCAUUCACAUACUCGUACAUAUUUGAAGAAAAUGGACCUUUUGAAGAAAUCUUUACUGUCUGCAACCUGCCAUGCUUCUCUUGUUUGUUUGUUGAAUUGUUUUCUUUAAUUUGUGUGCAUUUGUUUGAUGUUUUAUCGAAAAUGGUAUUAUGGAAGUGCACUACCAACACCUUAAUAUGUGGGCUAGUCAAGCAGAAACUUCAAGAGUUUCAUUGAGUCUUAAUAUUCUGGAUGGGCUAGAAUGCAAUCAUUGUGUAAGUUCGUUCAUAUUUAUUAAUUAAGCUUCAUUAUUUUCAGCAGCACAGAAAAUAGUAUUGCAGAGGGCCUAAGUUCAAGUUCAUUGUAGGCUGUUUUAUCAACACAUAAUUGUAGGAUGGCAUAGUAGUCUUAACAGUUACUGCAGCAAUAUGUAAAAUCAACAAUGCUAGAAACGAUAAUACACUUCGUUAUCCAUGGUAGGUACUAUUUUUUUUUGUAUGUGUGUGCAGUUUGUGUGCACAUUCUAGUUCCUAUAUUUUCAUGAUUUCAUGUUCUUACGCGCACACACAAAUGUACAGCACAUGCAUUACACUACUGUACUCAUCAGUGAAUUAAAUGUCUGCAUUAAAUGUGAAUAUUGAUCUAGCAUGGCUGAAUGAAAUGUCGUGAUCACAUAUAGAUUGUAUUGCCUUGGGAAACCGAGAUGUUCAGUACUUGUGCAUUUGUACAUGCACAAUUUGCAUAUAACGCAUGUGAACAUGAACAACACAUGGUAACACUGCUGAGAAAUAAUUGAGCUGCGAAACACUCUAAAGAACUUUCAAAAACACCUUUGCUAUGAAGGGCCACUGCCUCUGGAAUCUCCUCCCACUAUAAUAUUUCCAAAGUAUUUUACAUUACAGUGUUGAGAAGAGCCAAAGUUUCCUUCCUAACAUGCGGUAGAAAUCCUUUGACUUCUAUUUAGUCUCGCACGCCUAAUUAGGAUUUACUUGAAAACGGGGGUACCAGCAAAACACAAAAGACGCGCACUCAAGGAAAAGGCGUUAGACAUGGACAAACGCUGGACUUUCAACAGUACUUUAUUGGAAUUCACAUUGACGCACAUAACCGCCGACACACGCGCAUCUGCAACUCCUUCCAAGACGUGUGCAUAGUUAACACCUCGAAAGUACAUUACUGCACGAAAACAGCCGACGCAUGCGCAACUUGUACUCCUACCUAUCGGGUAGGUAAAAGAUGAUUAAUAAAAAACUGACAUUGAUGUACGGGUCUUAGGAGGAGUAGAAGUUGCACAUGCGUCGGCUGUUUUUGUGCAGUAAUGUAGUUUCGAGGUUUUAACUAUGCACAUGUCUUGGGAGGAGUUGAAGAUGUGCAUGCGUUGGAGGUUAUGUGCAGCAAUGUGAAUUCCAAUAAAGUGCAAUUAAAAGUCGAGUGUUCUUCUAUGUCUAACGCCUUUUCCUUGUGUGCGCGUCCUUUGUGUUUCGCUGGUACCCCCUUUUUCAAGUUCAUCGUGCACCAAUUGGCCCAAGAGCUUGCGCUAAUGUAAUCAGGAUUUGUCACUCAGCUGGCUUCCAAAUUUUUUCAGUCAUUUCCUCUCACCGCCAUUUCUUUUCUUUUUUUCGCUCAUUGUGGCUUCAGCUGUACCUGGUAACCAAUUGGUCAUGGCUGUAAAAAAAAAAAAAAUCCAAUGCAUCUGGCCAAUAGGCCAUCACGUUGCAUACUGUAUAUCCCGCCACUAGAAGGGUGGCAUGGACAAUGUAAUUAUUUUUAUAAUCUGUUUCAUAUGUAUUUAUUUACUUAUGGGACCUCUAAAAGUCAGUCCCUGGGUUAUGUUCAUAGUUGCUUGAUAUAUAUGUAUAAAUACACAAAUUUAUUUUAUGCAUUUAAAUUCCAUUUACCUUUCAAUGGGCAAGACACACGACUUGAGCCUGGUAGCAUGUUAUGUUUGAGGCCUAUAGAUGUUAACAUAAAUGCCUAGCACUACUGUUUCAAAUUUAGACCACACUGUGAAGAAUGCCUAGGUGGUGUUAGUAGGGCUGAUGUUGUACAAGAUAGUGUGAUAGAAAAAAUGUCAUGUCGAUAGAGCUUGACUGCACUUCGUGUUUUCACAUUUUUAUGUAAGCAAUCAUUUUGUUGUGCAGGGUGCUCUUUGAAAAGAGGUUUUGCUGCGAUUUGCACUCUUUUUUUGUACUGAUGAGGUGUCCAGCUGUGGUAAAAAAAGUGUUUAACCUCUCUGCUUGCACAAAUAAUUACCAUGCAAAUUGGGCAUGUGUUACAAGGCGAUUUAGUUGGCACACACUAUAAGCUGCUUCAAAGCAUCUGCUGCCUGUGUCAUGUGCACUUACAGCUGUGGCCACUGUAAAAAAGAAACAUGAAAAAAUACACUUGAAACACAGAAAUGCUCGCAUUAUCCAACUGCUGAACUGCAGUCAAUAAAAUUUUUUACAUUGAAAAAAAAAAAAAAGAAAAAUGCUGAAACUGUAGUGAUUGAUGGCAGCAUGUUUUUCUUAUUUAGGCUCUCUUCAUUUUUUACUGGCUGAAUUGACUAAGGUUGCCAAAUUUUAAAAAAGCUGACACAUCAUAUGAUAGCAACUCUGAGACCAAAAUAGGGAUUGAAAUUAUGUAAACUCGGGGCAUAUCAUGCAUGAGUCUAGAGCAAGGCCCUAUUUAGAGAAUAGAAAUUUAACAAAACUGUCAUAAAUCGGUAACAGUUUUUGCAUAUCAGAUUUUAUUUAAAUGGCAUGAUACUGUAUGCUUGAAAUGAUUUGUCGGGUGUAGUUCACAGAAUUGUGAUUUCUUAUUCGUGGAGUGUAAUGUUACAUGAACUUAAAUAUAUUUGAGAACUUAAUUAAAAAAUUUACUCGUAAGUCACUAGAAUUUUAAAUUUAAAAUGUCAUAGAUUUCAUUGAAACGAGUUCAAUGGUUGUCUAAUGAUAACAUUUCAGAUCUAAUUAGAAUGGAGAGGCCUUUGCAUAUUCAGCUUUUUUUCAUGGUGUACAGAGGUGUAAUAUUUUGCAGACAAAAUCCUUAUGAUUUAAGCACCAGGCUUGCUUUGUUUGCAAUGCCCGAACCUGGCAAGGGCCCCUUUGAGUGCAGGCAAUGAGUGAGUAAAUAUUAAAAAUCAUUUCUAUGCUGAGUGGCUUUGGAAAUUUUCAGAGUAUUAGGAUUCACAUAAGGCCAUCUGUGCAAGAACAUUUGUGCUUGAAAAAAAAGUCAACUUCUUUUCUAGCCAUUUGAACAUUCGUUAACUCUCCAUAUUUGUUGUCUUAUUGAACAAAAAAAAACUGUCGUCCUUCAGUUUCUUUAUUUUUUUAUCUAAGCUUUUCUUGAUUGUUGUGAAUACUGCCAAACAUUAGAACACAACUCUUGCUUUUUUCACGUUCACACUGCAGCGGCAAGCACAUGUGCAUCUCGGAAUUUUAGUCGCACUAAAUACAAGUUUUGGCCGUUUUCUCACUAAUUUAAGCUGGUUUAGUGAUAGGAUGACUGUGGUCAAGAUGUUGGCUUUGUUGAAAUCACAUUAAAGGGUCUCCUGUAUAGCAUUAUGAAUAAUAUUCUGUGUGCUGCCUCUUGUUUCAGUUCAGUGCAUUGGCAUUACAAUACAUCCAAUCUUUGCUGUGUUCUUCCACGCUUUAUUAUGUAUAAUUGUUUUUUUCAUGCACAAUACACCGGAACUUUGUCAAAAGAUGCAUGUUUUGAUACUUUAUGGCAACUGUAUGCUGCACCUUCUGUACCAACCAUUUCAGUGCAAAAUUUUGAUUGUACAUCUUAUUAUUUAAGCACUAGAUGCCAUAACUCAAUUUGUAAGUGUUUAUUUUUUUUUCUCAAGGAAAUACAUGGUGAAUACAACAUUCACUCAUUGAACAACUUCUGUGGCAAUAUUUCUGCCAAGUGGACGAAAGUGGCUAGUCCUGUAACAAUGUUUACAACCUAGUCAUGAAAAAAAAAAUUUUUUUGAGACUUUCAGCCACAGUGAGCUAAGAGUACAAUAACCCCCUUUGCCAUGCACUAUGACCUCACGGAUUUCUUUAAAGCUGCACACGAAGUAUGUGCUGUCACACUGUGGCGAACAAAUGUGCAAUUUUAUUCUGAUUGUAUGUAUGCCACCUGUUUCCAGAGAGUUGCUGCAUAAGGUUUCCAAAAAAGAAAACGAUAGCUUUUGUACUUGUUAGGCAUACAAUCCCAACUGUGAUGGAUCAUGUACUCUAUCUACUAGGACACUCUCGUGCAAUAUGAACCUCUAUGCCGUGUAGUGGAAGAGCUUCUUGUAGAGUAUGUGGCUGCUGGAUGGUGGAGAGAAGUAAUGCAAGCUGUUAUUUAAUUUAUUUUUUUUCGCUUGAAGGCACAGGUGCAGAGCAUGACAAAGGGCGGGAAAAGUAAGUCGGGUUAUGUUACAGUACACAUGCACCUGUAUCUAAAAAUCGUCCACGAUUGGCACAUCUAGUGGUUCUCAUUCACUAGUAGUAGUAGUAGUAGUAGCAGUGCUGUGGCACUCGUGUACUCAGUAAAAGUUUAUUUGCCGCACUUAUUUUGUCACAUGUUCGGUUUAGAUAAGCAUGCGGAACAGUAUACCCUGCUUAAGCAUUAGGCGUAGGCUGUGAGAACACUCAUGGUAGUGUACGCUGUUUCUCGUUAUCAGUGCAGGUCCCUAGUGUGGAACUUGUCCACCUAUCAUGUAGAUAACUGUGAAUAGUGCACAUGUACAGGUUGUUUAAAGAGACUCUCCUUGCUGGAGAUAUGUAUCCUCUCCUACCUACACCUACUCAGAACAUCUGCCUAUGGCACUGUCUCUUAUGUGUUUUUCUGUGCUCUACGAAUUGAGGCAACAGCUUUAGAUCUGUCAGGACAUGUUGAUUUUGAUGUGAAGUUAGACCUAAUUUGCAUCUGUCUAGGUUCAGUGAUGUGUGAACACAAACUAUGCUUGUUCAACAAGUUGUGGGAAUGUAUUGUGUUAGUGUAGUGCACACAUCAACGAAAACACAUGCAGAUCUUCCGUUAGCCUCUGUGGAUGUGCCCUGGGCAAGAAAGCCACUUCAGCUUGCUUGGGCUUUUAAACUCGAGCUCAACAACUCUGUGUCAUUGAAGAGCUAAUGUUUGGUUCUUGCAGUUUCUCUUUAGUGUUCUGCAUAAUCUGUUUGAAGUGUAAAGAUGUCACUGUUUUAAAAUAAAAGCUGUUACACAUAGAACUGUUCACAGCUCAGCUUAUUUUAUUAUUAUUAGUGAUGGUAGUGUCCGUUAUAGGGAGGCUUGAAAGUUAGCACAUUAAGUAGAUGUAGCAUGCUGUUCAGAAUGCAUGUUUCAGGUUGCUUUCUUGAGUGUACAACUGUUGUGGCGAUGAUAGAAGAGCAUUAUACAAGAUAAGGUCAUGCACAUUUAUGAACAAACCAUGCUAGGUUGCAAGAUUUGUCAAUUAUGCUGCAGGUUAUCACUAGAUAGCUGCAAGGCUGCUGCUAAAAUGUGCUAAACAGCACCUUUGACUUUAAGCACUUGUCAGUCUGGAAUAAAAUUGGAUCAUGUACCCAAGAACAAUGUGCAAAUAUGCAAUACUGCCAGGUGGCAGUGCAGGAUCGCCAUGGCUCACAUCAUGGAUGGUGCGCAUGCUAGUGGUGUGAUGCCAGCAUGCAUCACCAUUGUUCCAUGUUAUGUUCAUCAGACAUAUUAAGAUGCUCUAUGGUUGAUACUCUGGACAACAGAUUGUUGCAUGCAUCUUGUGGAAGGAUGCUACAGCACCAAAUGUCUUGGCUGUUGCUGCUUUGUUUAAUUUCUGUUCCUACAAGCCUAUGUUUUGUAAAGCAUGUUUCUUGUACCAGUUUUCAACAAUGGUUGUGCGUGUUUUUGUGUCGCACAAACCACUCGGGCUUCUUUUGUACACUGCUCGAGUUACUAGAUUCUGUCUGAAAAAAUAUUACAUCCCUGUCCAGUCUAGCUAUACGAGUGUGUCUCAAGUGUACAUCACUUGUGUUUGUUCCGUAAAGUUUUGUAAGAUUUGUGUACUGCCAAAUAUUAGAUGCCAAUAAAUUGCAUUACCAUUACCAUGGUA